AAAUGACAGAUUCUGAAGAUGGACCGACCGCUUUCAGCAGGUCAUUGCCAAGAGCAUGUGAUAAUUGUCGAGUCCGGAAGGUACGAUGCGACAAGAUUCCACCCUGCUCUAAUUGCAAGGUUGCUGGAGUUGCAUGCAAGAUCACUAGUAGAAGCAAUGAUAUUACCAAACCACGAGCUAGAGUGCUCAUCUCUAAUCAAUAUGAGCAGAAGAUUGACCGUAUGGAACAGCGCCUUGAGAGCAUAGAAAACUUGUUGCAGGUUUUAGCUUCAGGAACAAAGACUCCUACCGNNGAGGCAUACAAUCCGGAUCAGGGCCAUCGCCAGGAACAAUUACACCCANUGCCAAGUACUUCUGUAUCACUCCGUAACCUUCAAGUUGAGCAAUUUGAAGGAGAGUCUUCUCUGUUAGCACAUUCGAGGCAAGCCCACCAAGCCUUGCAACAUCUACUGGAAACAGCACCGAUGACUAUUCGCAACGAUCCCAACACAGUCAAUGCUCUCGCAUCUCUAUGCAACUUGCUAGAAAAGCACCGUUCUGAACCUCCUAGCAUCAGUCUGCUAUCUCAAGCUGGAGCGCCGAACGAGCUUCAGCACUCGGAACUGCCUCCACGCGAGGAGGUAUUGAGACUCUUGCCUAUGUCGAAGACUACGAUAGCGGAUGACGUGUAUGACCAUUUUACGUGGUGGCUCUUCUAUGGGUUCCAGGACUUUCGCAGGAUGUACGAUAAAUUCUGUUAUUCCCCCUCGACCUGUCCACUUGCGAUUUGUGUCUCGGUUUAUUGCACAUUGUGCUGGCUCUUACAGGGCAACCCGAUAAUGCAAAGAGCUGGGGUGGACAUGUCAAACUAUGCUGAUUAUGUUCCGAUUUGUCAGAAGCAUUUAGCCAUCUGCAUAUCUUCUCACAACCUCUUUGUGGAACCGACUCAUGACAACAUAGCGGCUCUCACGNCUGCAUUUGCCAUUGGCAUCGCCGACAUAAACACAGCUUGGACAUUGAUAAGCACUGCAGCGCGGUUAUGCCAAAUCUUAGGUUACCACCGCCUGGUUCUUGACAGAAGUGGUGACACAGAAGUGUAUAUGAAACGAGCUAAUUUGUUCUGGUCGGUUUACUAUAUCGACAAGUCCUUAUCACUUCGACUUGGUCGAGCAUCUGCGCUCCAAGACUUUGAUGUUUCAACCUCUUCAAAAGACUGUUUUGAGAUGUGGAAGCGCAGAAAACCUUACAGUCACAAGAAUACCAAGGUGACGGAGUGGUUGGUUCUCUCACUCGAGAUGGCAAAGAUUGAGGUUUGUGAUAGUCCAUCUUCUGAAGUUACCAAUCGCUCAUGUCUACAGGGUGCAAUCUACGAAAAACUCUACGCCCCAGGGAGUAUCAGGGUUCUGUCUGAACGACAAAGACAGGGUCAAGAGUUAAUCAUGCAAAUUCAUGAAGUGUUGUCGAUGAACGAAAAGGAACAUAGCUGUUUCUAUAAAUUGACGAACGAUCUUAUUCUAUACAGCUUGUUCACCCUCGUCUAUCGAGCUAUGCCAGAAGCUGCAAAUGCUCACCAGCUCUCUUUGCAAGCUGCACGAUCGACCAUGCAAGUCCAAUACAGAUGCAACAAAGAGGCAGAAGCCCUGGGUCCGGAUUGUAAGCUCGAAUUGACGACUUGG
Aureobasidium musti is the source of this 1655-nucleotide messenger RNA. The record is from the annotation of a GenBank genome assembly. Lineage: Eukaryota; Fungi; Ascomycota; Dothideomycetes; Dothideales; Saccotheciaceae.